This is a messenger RNA of Drosophila biarmipes, 4615 nucleotides long. RefSeq names its product DNA polymerase alpha catalytic subunit (gene DNApol-alpha180). Lineage: Eukaryota; Metazoa; Arthropoda; Insecta; Diptera; Drosophilidae. Gene Ontology annotation, biological process: mitotic DNA replication initiation; leading strand elongation; DNA replication. Bases 88 to 4551 code for a protein of 1487 amino acids. Gene Ontology annotation, cellular component: alpha DNA polymerase:primase complex. The transcript has 6 exons. Gene Ontology annotation, molecular function: purine nucleotide binding; single-stranded DNA binding; DNA replication origin binding. The record is from RefSeq and is a predicted model, not a curated record.
CCGCUUUAAUCAGUCUCCCUCCCUGGUCAUAAAAUAAAUGAGAUCUGCAGCACAACAAGGCGAAUCUAUCAAUAUUAGCCUAUUGCGAUGUCCGAAUCACCUUCUGGUCCCCGCGCCAAGCGGCAGCGAAUAGACAAAAAUGGGAGGUUCGCCGCCAUGGAGCGACUGCGUCAGCUGAAGGGAACCAAGAACAAAUGCCAGGUGGAAGACCAGGUGGACGACGUGUACGAUGUGGUGGAUGAGCGGGAGUACGCCAAGCGGGCGCAGGAAAAGUACGGCGACGAUUGGAUCGAAGAGGAUGGCACUGGCUACGCAGAAGACCUUCGGGACUUCUUCGAGGACGAAGACGAGUACUCCGAUGGCGAGGAGGAUCGAAAAGACUCCAAGAAAAGAAAGGGCGUUGCACCCCACAGCAAAAAGAGGCCCCGGGAAGCCGAAAAACCAGCCAAAGGAAAGGCCUCCAUCAAGAACCUCUUCAGCAAUGCGGUGCCCAAGAAGGCGGACAUCAAGAACAGUGUGAAGGAUGAUGACAUCCUGGCUGAUAUAUUGGGAGAAAUCAAAGAAGAACCUGCAGAGACUUCAGAAAAAGUGGAGAAAGUUAUCGCGCCGGCGAAAAUAGCAGUUGCCUCGCGAAAGUCCGACGCCGCCGCUGCCAAGGAGUACAUGAACAGCUUCCUCAACAAUAUCAAAGUUCAGGAGCAGGAGCGAAAGAAGGCGGAGGCCAGCAGUGACCACGAGAUGCUGGAGCGCAUUCUGAAACCCAAGGCUCCAGUCCCGAACACAAAGGUGGCCUUCUUCUCCGCUCCUCCGAUUAAAAAGGAACCUUUGCCCGAGAAGACACCUGCCAAAGAGUCUAAGGAAGAUCCCUUCUCCGACAACGACAUGGAUUUCAGUUGUCUGGAUGACGACGAAAACCAAUUCGAUGUGGAGGAGCAGCCCAAGGAGAAGGAUGCCCAAGCCAAAACAUCAGCUGAAAAGACAACUCAGCUUAAGGAAGCCGAAAAAGUAUCUUCCAAAAAGAAUCUAAAUAGUUCCCCAAAGGAGAGUGAGCCGGAGGACAUGAGCAAGCUGCUGAACAACUGGGAGUCCAUCUGCCAAAUGGACGAUGACUUUGAGAAGUCCGUUAUCACCGCCGAACAGGAAUCGCCCAUCUCGUCCGAGAAACAGCUGCGCUUCUGGUACUGGGAGGCCUGGGAGGAUCCAAUCAAGCUGCCCGGCGAGGUCUUCCUCUUCGGACGCACUGCCGAUGGCAAGUCCGUCUGUGUGCGGGUGCAGAACAUCAACCGAGUCCUGUAUUUGCUUCCCCGCCAAUUUCUCUUGGACCCCAUUUCGAAGGAGCCCACCAAACAAAAGGUGACCGUGGCGGACAUCUACAAGGAGUUCGACAGCGAGGUGGCCAGCGAACUAAAACUGGAAUCCUUCCGAUCCCGCAAGGUGACCAAGAGUUUCGCCCACCACGCCAUCGGCAUUGAAGUGCCCCAGACUUGCGAUUACCUGGAAGUGCACUACGACGGCAAGAAACCACUGCCCAAUCUGUCUGCUAGCAAGAAAUACAAUUCCAUAGCGCACAUUUUCGGUGGCACCACCAAUGCCUUGGAACGAUUCCUGCUGGAACGGAAAAUCAAGGGACCCUGCUGGUUGCAGGUGAGUGGCUUCAAGGUGAGCCCUGCCCCCAUGAGCUGGUGCAAAACGGAGGUCACCUUGUCGGAACCCAAGAACGUGGAACUGGUGCAAGACAAGGGCAAGCCAGCGCCACCACCGCCCAUAACUCUACUGGCACUCAAUGUCCGCACCUCGAUGAAUCCCAAAACGUCGAGAAAUGAGAUAUGCAUGAUUUCCAUGCUCACCCACAAUCGAUUCCACAUCGAUCGCCCUGCCCCGCAGCCCGCUUUCAAUCGUCACAUGUGUGGUUUGACCCGCCCUGCGGUGGUUAGUUGGCCCUUGGACCUGAACUUUGAGAUAGCCAAGUAUAAAUCCACAAAGAUAUAUAAGCACGAUUCGGAGCGAGCCCUUUUGAGUUGGUUCUUAGCCCAGUACCAGCAAAUAGACGCCGAUCUCAUUGUAACCUUCGACUCCAUGGACUGUCAACUGAAUGUUAUUACCGAUCAAAUUGUGGCCCUGAAGAUCCCCCAAUGGUCUCGAAUGGGGCGCCUUAGGAUGACCCAGUCGUUCGGCAAGCGCUUGCUGGAUCACUUUGUGGGCAGAAUGGUUUGCGAUGUGAAGCGUUCGGCGGAGGAGUGUAUAAGAGCCAGAUCCUAUGAUCUUCAAACCCUUUGCAAGCAAGUUCUAAAGCUCAAGGAGUCUGAGAGAAUGGAGGUGAAUGCCGAUGAUCUUCUGGAGAUGUAUGAAAAGGGAGAAAGCAUCACCAAGCUCAUUUCGCUCACGAUGCAGGAUAACUCCUACUUGCUGAGGCUGAUGUGUGAGCUGAAUAUAAUGCCGCUGGCCUUGCAAAUCACCAACAUUUGUGGCAACACGAUGACCAGGACCCUUCAAGGAGGUCGCUCUGAGCGGAAUGAGUUCCUGCUGCUGCACGCUUUCCAUGAGAAGAACUACAUAGUGCCGGAUAAGAAGCCUACUUCCAAACGUGGUCCGGCUGGAGAUCUCGAGGGCACAUUCUCCGGCGCUGAUGCAACUUUGGCAGCCAAGAAAAAGGCAGCCUAUGCUGGUGGCUUGGUGCUGGAACCCAUGCGGGGUCUCUACGAAAAGUAUGUGCUGCUGAUGGACUUCAACUCGCUGUAUCCAAGCAUCAUUCAGGAGUACAACAUAUGCUUCACCACUGUCCAACAGCCUGUGGAUGCGGACGAGCUGCCCACUCUUCCGGAUUCGAAGACAGAGGCUGGCAUACUACCCCUUCAGCUGAAACGCUUGGUGGAAUCGCGAAAGGAGGUGAAGAAGCUAAUGGCAGCGCCUGAUCUUUCGCCCGAACUCCAGAUGCAGUACCACAUUCGACAGAUGGCUCUGAAACUGACCGCCAACUCCAUGUAUGGUUGCUUGGGAUUUGCCCACUCCCGGUUCUUUGCCCAACACUUGGCUGCUCUGGUCACCCACAAGGGCAGAGAGAUCCUCACGAGUACCCAACAACUCGUACAAAAGUUGAACUACGACGUGGUUUAUGGCGACACAGACUCCCUCAUGAUCAAUACCAACAUUACAGACUACGAUCAGGUCUACAAGAUCGGUCACAGCAUCAAGCAGAGUGUGAAUAAACUGUACAAGCAGCUGGAGUUGGACAUCGAUGGAGUCUUUGGCUGCUUGCUGUUGCUCAAGAAAAAGAAAUAUGCUGCAGUUAAGUUGAGCAAGGAUUCCAAGGGCAACCUGAAACGGGAGCAGGAGCACAAGGGUCUGGAUAUAGUUCGUCGAGACUGGUCCCAGCUGGCGGUGAUGGUGGGCAAAGCGGUACUCGAUGAAGUGCUGGCCGAAAAACCGCUGGAAGAAAAACUCGAGGCAGUUCACUCCCAACUGGAAAAGAUCAAAAAUCAAAUAGCCGAGGGUGCCGUCCCUCUGCCCCUGUUUGUCAUCACCAAGCAGCUUACUCGGGCUCCCCAGGAAUACGCCAACAGUGCUUCACUACCCCAUGUCCAGGUGGCCCUUCGCAUGAAUCGGGAGCGCAACAGGCGGUACAAGAAGGGCGACAUGGUGGACUAUGUGAUCUGCUUGGAUGGCACCACAAAUGCCGCCAUGCAGCGAGCCUACCACUUGGAUGAGCUCAAGAGUAGCGAGGAUAAGAAGCUCCAGCUGGACACGAAUUACUACCUGGGUCACCAGGUACACCCGGUGGUCACGCGCAUGGUUGAGGUGCUGGAGGGAACCGACGCGAGUCGCAUCGCCGAGUGCCUGGGCAUGGAUCCCAGCAAGUUCCGACAGAAUGCACAGAGAGUCCAGCGAGAGAAUACGGAGCAGUCGGAGGGCGAAUCCCUCAUCAAGACGACCCUCCAGUUGUACCGCCUCUGCGAACCGUUCCGCUUCCAGUGCAUCGCCUGCAAGACGGAGCAGCUGAUGGCCAGCGCCUACCGCCCUGGGCCCAGCAGUUCGCACAUCGCCGUGCUGCAGCAAUGCGCGAAUCCCGAGUGCCAAACGGCACCGGUUCAGUACCUGGCCAGCGUCCGCAAUCAGUUGCAACUCGCCAUUCGGCGGUAUGUGCAGCGGUUCUACAAAAAUUGGUUGGUCUGCGAUCACCCGGAUUGCAACUACAACACCCGCACACACACGCUGAGGAAGGACAUGCGCCGACCCGUGUGCCAGAAGUGCCGGAGCGGCAGCCUGCUGCGUCAGUAUACGGAGCGGGACCUGUACAAUCAGCUCUGCUACCUGCGAUUCAUGUUCGACCUUGGCAAGCAGCAGCUGCAGCAGAAACCCACACUAACGCCGGAGCUGGAGCAGGCCUACCAGCUCCUCUACGAGACCGUGGACCAGCAGCUGCAGAGCUCCUCCUACGUGAUCAUCUCGCUGCGCAAGCUCUUUGGCCGCUCCCUGGCCAUCAUGUCCCUGCAGCCGCCCACACCGCGACCCCACAACGAGUUGAUCGCCAGUACUUUGGCAGAUGUCUACUAGGUGUUUAAUUAACUAGCCUUUGUCAUAAGAUCCAUUAAAAAUACUACAAAACAAAUGCGAAAAA